UGCUCCCCGUCUUUUGUCAGAGAAGACUUUCAUGUGAAAGGGGACAACGGCGGGGAAUAAGCCAGACAUGUCAAAUCUCAGCAAAGGGGGCACUAAAAAAGACACCAAGAUGAGGAUACGAGCCUUUCCUAUGACCAUGGACGAAAAGUAUGUCAAUAACAUCUGGGACCUCUUGAAGAACGCCAUUCAAGAGAUCCAGAGGAAAAACAACAGUGGGCUGAGCUUCGAGGAGCUCUACAGGAACGCCUACACCAUGGUCCUGCACAAACACGGAGAGAAGCUCUAUACAGGCCUGAGGGAGGUGGUCACAGAACAUCUAAUCAACAAAGUACGUGAGGAUGUGUUAAACUCCCUGAAUAACAACUUCCUACAAACACUAAAUCAGGCCUGGAAUGACCACCAGACGGCUAUGGUGAUGAUCAGAGACAUCCUGAUGUACAUGGACCGUGUGUAUGUUCAGCAGAAUAAUGUGGAGAACGUGUAUAAUCUGGGUCUCAUCAUCUUCAGAGAUCAGGUGGUUCGAUACGGGUGCAUUCGGGACCAUCUAAGACAGACUUUACUAGAUAUGAUUGCCCGCGAGAGAAAAGGAGAGGUGGUGGAUAGGGGCGCCAUCCGUAAUGCUUGUCAAAUGCUAAUGAUCUUGGGUUUGGAAGGACGUUCUGUGUAUGAAGAGGACUUUGAAGCACCGUUUUUAGAAAUGUCUGCUGAAUUCUUUCAGAUGGAAAGCCAAAAGUUUUUAGCUGAGAACAGUGCGAGUGUGUACAUAAAGAAGGUGGAGGCGCGGAUAAACGAGGAGAUUGAGCGGGUUAUACACUGCCUGGAUAAAUCGACAGAGGAGCCCAUAGUGAAGGUGGUGGAGCGAGAGCUGAUCUCCAAACACAUGAAGACCAUUGUGGAGAUGGAGAACUCCGGGCUGGUGCACAUGCUCAAGAAUGGAAAGACUGAAGAUCUGGCUUGCAUGUACAAGUUAUUCAGCAGGGUGCCGAACGGCCUGAAGACCAUGUGCGAGUGUAUGAGCUCGUAUCUGAGGGAGCAGGGCAAAGCUCUGGUGUCUGAGGAAGGAGAAGGCAAGAACCCAGUCGACUACAUCCAGGGUCUUCUGGAUCUGAAGUCACGGUUUGACCGCUUCCUGCAGGAGUCCUUUAACAAUGACCGUUUAUUCAAGCAGACGAUCGCAGGAGACUUCGAGUACUUCCUGAACCUGAACUCCCGCUCGCCUGAGUAUCUCUCUCUCUUCAUUGAUGAUAAGCUGAAGAAAGGAGUGAAAGGACUGACAGAACAGGAGGUGGAGUCGAUCCUGGAUAAAGCCAUGGUGCUGUUCAGGUUUAUGCAGGAGAAGGAUGUGUUCGAGCGCUACUACAAACAGCAUCUGGCCAGAAGACUCCUCACUAACAAGAGCGUCUCUGACGACUCCGAGAAAAACAUGAUCUCAAAGCUGAAAACAGAAUGUGGCUGUCAGUUCACAUCGAAACUGGAAGGCAUGUUCAGGGACAUGAGCAUCUCCAACACAACCAUGGAUGAAUUUCGGCAGCACCUCACAUCAACAGGGGUGUCUUUAGGUGGUGUCGACCUCAUAGUGAGGGUUCUUACCACGGGAUACUGGCCGACCCAAUCUGCAACUCCCAAGUGUAACAUCCCUCCUUCACCAAGACAUGCUUUCGAGGUCUUUAGAAGGUUUUAUUUGGCCAAACACAGUGGCAGGCAGCUCACAUUGCAGCAUCACAUGGGUUCAGCAGACCUCAAUGCCACUUUUUAUGGGCCAAUCAAAAAGGAAGAUGGCUCAGAUAUGGUCGGCGGGGCUCAGGUUACAGGCUCCAAUACCAGGAAACACAUUCUUCAGGUUUCCACAUUCCAGAUGACAAUCCUCAUGCUUUUCAACAACCGCGAAAAAUCCACAUUCGAGGAGAUCCAGCAGGAGACUGAUAUCCCGGAGAGAGAGCUGGUGCGGGCGCUGCAGUCUCUGGCAUGUGGAAAACCCACGCAGAGAGUCCUCACUAAAGAACCCAAGUCUAAAGAGAUCGAAAACGGACACGUUUUCACCGUCAACGACCAGUUCACCUCCAGACUACACAGAGUCAAGAUUCAGACGGUUGCAGCCAAACAGGGAGAAUCAGACCCUGAGAGGAAGGAGACGCGGCAGAAAGUGGACGAUGACCGUAAACAUGAAAUUGAAGCGGCAAUUGUCCGAAUUAUGAAGUCAAGAAAGAAAAUGCAGCACAACGUUCUAGUAGCAGAGGUAACCCAGCAGCUGAGGGCGCGAUUCCUUCCAAGUCCUGUGGUCAUUAAAAAACGUAUUGAAGGACUUAUUGAGAGAGAAUAUUUGGCGAGAACGCCGGAGGAUCGCAAAGUGUACACAUACGUAGCAUGAACAAGGAGCGAAAUCAAAUCUGAAAGAGCGAGUGAGAGCGAGCA
Molecule: messenger RNA, 2412 nt
Organism: Danio rerio (zebrafish)
Lineage: Eukaryota; Metazoa; Chordata; Actinopteri; Cypriniformes; Danionidae
Gene: cul3b
Product: cullin 3b
Biological process (GO): animal gross anatomical part developmental process; cell differentiation; regulation of gene expression
Cellular component (GO): nucleus; Golgi apparatus; cullin-RING ubiquitin ligase complex
Molecular function (GO): ubiquitin protein ligase binding
Source: RefSeq, marked provisional